Messenger RNA from Aspergillus japonicus CBS 114.51, 882 nucleotides. RefSeq lists its product as uncharacterized. NCBI's taxonomy places the organism in Eukaryota, Fungi, Ascomycota, Eurotiomycetes, Eurotiales, Aspergillaceae. The record is from RefSeq and is a predicted model, not a curated record. Gene Ontology annotation, molecular function: protein binding. Bases 1 to 882 code for a protein of 293 amino acids. The transcript is spliced from 3 exons.
AUGCCUCUCUUAUCAUUACCAUCUGGAGUGCUUCACCUGAUAAUCUCAACACUAUCAAACCGCGAGAUCAAAUCGCUGUGUUCGACGUGCCGCCUUCUCUGCGAUGUUGCUCGCCGCCGUCUCUCUCGCGUCUUCCUUUCUGCCAACCCGCUAGAUAUCUGGGAUGAUGCUCUUCUGUUCGACGAUCCAACAGCAGAAUCUGACCCGUAUGACUUUGAUGCAGUCAUCGGGUCGGACGACGAUAAAGAGGAGAGCAAUAGCUGCCCAAAGUGGUUGGCCGCGAUCUGUAAGAAUAAUCUUGAUAAACGGCCAGUGCGGAUGGAUCGAAACAAAGAUGGAUGGUACAACGCGGAGUGUGCAGCCCAGCAGGAUACGCGGCCGUCGCUGUGGAUCUGUUGGCAGUAUUAUCAGAACCUCCUUGUCCAGCAAGCUGAAGUUGUGGUUCGUCAGAGCGACGCGGAGGCUUUGGUCUAUGGCCUUCAACAUUUUCCUGCGCGAGAAAGAAUUACCAUCACCCCUGCCGCUCACGGUUGGCUAUAUCAGCCGGUCUACGAGACGCCGAUGAUCAGGGCAUUUCCCAAAGGAUUCAACUACCCAAUCCCGCAUGGGUGGCAGACAGCGGCGGAGAGAGAACCUACGCCAGAGGCUGAGGACUGGGGCAUUUUACUGGAAAAUGUCAAAGAGCAGUGGCGGGGAGCCCGGCUUAUUCUGCCUGGAUACGGAACUCAAUUGCACCAUCUUCCACCAGCCCUGCUGCAACGCCCCGGAUUUCGCCGUCUGGACCUUCCCCUGAUUGUUCGUGGCAUGUUCGUGGCAUUGUUCGUGGCCAGGAAUAUGGGGAGGGGCGCACCUUUCGCAACGGGAACCUACGUCGCGCCUUGA